Clonostachys byssicola is the source of this 360-nucleotide messenger RNA. The record is from the annotation of a GenBank genome assembly. NCBI's taxonomy places the organism in Eukaryota, Fungi, Ascomycota, Sordariomycetes, Hypocreales, Bionectriaceae.
AUGGCAAAGGAGUUCUUUGGCGAGGAGAUUCUGGCCGAUAUUCGGGGCCAAUCACGCGAAGAUUUGCCCAGCAAAGUUGCAUCAGAGUAUGUCAACGAGACAUGUUUUGCGAGCUACGCCCGGCCGGGCCUCGAGUUCCGCGAGCGGUCACUGCUGAACAUCGCCAUGCUCAUCGCGCUCAACCGAUCCAACGAGCUGAGACUGCAUAUCCGCGCUGCGCUCCACAACGGCCUGUCCAGGGAGCAGGUUUGCGAGGCGUGUCGCCACGCCAUGGUGUACUGCGGCGUUCCGGCGGGGAGGACCGCGCUUCUUGUUGCUAGCGACGUGUUCGCGGAGCUUGAUGCUAAGGAAUCGUCCUAG